UGAAGGCUAGCACAUCAUGUGAUUCAAAUGUCGGCGUGUAUUUCAGAGGUGAGGCUAUCCGCGGCGUGUUGCCCAGAUGUUUACGCUGUACUCGGCUGGCGUUAGCUUACGUUAGCUUAACAGCAACGUAUAGAAACAUUCAACUAACAAACGUGACUCCUCGGCUUUAGAUGUCGGCGUUCAAUGGGGUUAACAUCGAUAGCUGUUUGUUAGCAGCAUCUACCCAUUUGGCUAAACGGCCUGAAGAAGGACUUGUCUAGCUGGCAGACACUGACCCUCAAGCUGAAAGGUCAAACGUUGUCAGGGUGGAACCCAAUGGAUCAUGGCGGCCAGUUUGAGACGGAGGGCAGAGGAAUGUCACAGGUUUGUGUGGGCGGGGACGACCUCUGUGAUAACCUGCCAAACCCUGAAGCUCUGGCUGGCCAAACCCGAAACCUCAACGAGGCAAACGCUCACAGUGUUCCUCCUUCACCGAAUGAGGAGGGAGGAACAUGUGGCCUCCAAAAAACCUCUCUUAACAACAAUGGGAAGGAAAAGGAGGUGGGACAGGGGAAGGAGGGACAGGCAGGAAGAAGCCAAGAGGAGGAAGACGAAGAAGACGUUGACGAAGUGAUGAGGGAUGAAGAAGAGGAGGAAGAAUCAGAGGAAUCUAGCUGUCUAACUCGCGGCCAGUCUCCAGAGACUCCCAUGACUGACUCCUCGUAUUCAGAGACUGGCAGUUUGUUGGAGACUCCAUAUCCACUCAGCCCUGGGACCAGUCCAGAGCCUACAUCCCCUGUCAUUCCCGUAGUCAGUCCUGAAACUCUUCUUCCCAUCGGCUCAGUGGAACCAGGCCAGAGUGAUGCUGAAAUGGAUUCUCAUAUCUCCAGCUCUGGAUCGGGUGCCUCCACCACAGGGUCCGUUACCAGCACACAGGGACCCACCAUCACCACGUGGCCGUCAGAUCCCACUUUACAAACUAUAACCUCCGACACAGGUCCUCCUGGCCCAGCUGGGCCUACGUGUAUCAUGGGAGCCGCUGACAGGAUAGCAAAAAAUAUAAUCUCCUCUGCAGAACAACUUACCUCAUCCACAGAGCCCUCCUUUAUCUGUGGGCCCACAAAUGUCGGUGGCUCUACUUGUUCAUAUCUGGGAUCCACCACAUCAACGACACUCACAAGCAGUAACACUUCAGUUGCUUCUAACACUAUGAGCGCAACGACAGAACUGCUUACCUCCGCCACAGGACCUACAACUACUGGUACAGAAUCCAGCUCCACCACAGGACCCAUAUCCUCCUACACUCCAGUGACCACGUGUUCCUCAGUCCCCACCUCUGCCACAGGGCCUAUUCUGAACACUGCGUUGCUGGAGAGUCUAGGGCAGCUGGCACAAAGGGGAGAUGACACCCACCUUCCACAGUAUCUCCACCAGGUUGCUGAGGCGUUUGUCCUUCAUGAAGACUACCAGCGGGCUUUAUGGUGCAUCCAACUAGAGAGACUCUAUCAUCAAAGGGUACUGGACAACCUGAACGCACUUCAACAGCAGUGGGAGGGUCAGUGUAGAAGGACGUCCUCUGAACUGACAACCCAACAUCUGGACACUCUUAAACACAUCUGCCAGACGCACACUCGACCAAGGACGAGAGAUGCUGAGUGUGCAUCUCUGGACUUUUUGAAAACUAAAUUUGAAGAAAGUGGUGCACUGGCUUCAUGUACCUCAGUCCAUCAGGCUGAAGGAGGGAUGGAGCACAGAGCCGAGGACUCCUCUUGUCCCUCCAUUAAUUUGCCUGAUAGGCUCAAUUCCCUUGAGGUCCAAGACAAGGACAGGGAAGGCCCGGACCGUUUCGCCGGAUCUCAGCUGUCUGACAAGCCAGGCAGCGACAGGGAGGGAGGACAGGCAGAAGGAGGGGUGGGACACGCCAUUUCUAUCAUAGGAAAUGGACUGCACCCCUCUACAGCUGGAGGAAUGGAUCAGUCCACGUCUGCAGAGCAGCAGGGAGAAGAUUUAGGUCCAGCGCAGGAGAAGGAGGUAAAAACAGAAGACGGGGAGGCAGCAGAGGAGAUGGAAGCUGAAGGAGAUGACGAAGAGGAGGAGGAGGCGGAGGAGGAGGAGGGAGAGCAGGAGGAAAGAGACUCACCUUUUUGUCAGAAAGCUCCACCAGUGGAGACUAUUGUCAGUGGGACAGAGCUGGAGGGACAGCAGCUUCACUCGGAUGCUGUAGCUCAGGAGGAGCUUCACGUCGAGACCCAGCAAAACCUAAAGAUUCAGGAAGCACACCCUCCCCAAGAGACUCAUAUGAAGCACCAGGAAGAGGGCGUGGAAGAAGAAGAAGAAGAAGAAGAAGAAGGAGAGGAGGAGUAUGAAGUAAACCAAGCUAACAUCAUUAGAGAAGCUCCAACGCUAGAUGACAUGGCAAAACUCAUCACUGUAGAAGAGAUAUCUCCUGCCUCUGGCCUGGUGUCUAUACUGAAGAAGCGAAGCAUUUGUAUGGACACUGUGAGUAUUUCUGCCAGUUCAGAGCCCCGACCUCAAAAAGCCCCCGCUAAAAGACGUGUCCGCUUCAAAGUACCUGAUGAUGGUUACGAGCAAGAUGUCGGUGGAGGAGACUCCUGCUUGCUUCUCUUCCUGCUAUGUCUGGUUACAGUUGUGAUCAGCGUGGGUGGCACCGCCCUCUACUGUGCUCUAGGUGAUGCUCAGUCCUCGGUGUGUCAGGACUUCUCCAGGAAUGCAGACUUCUACAUGGGCCAGAUACAACGUGGGGUCACUCAGAUCCAGCACUGGCUGACUGCUUGGUCAUAACAAUGUGGAGCCGCUGGUUUUUGAGUUCACCACCGUAGAUUCCUGUUACUUCUUGGGACAAUGUUUUCUGAGGUAAAGGUGCCGGUCGGUCACUCCAGCUCCUGCUGCUGCUUCGAGUAAGCGGCUGUACAUCGAUAUCAGACGCAGCUGGAAUUUGCAAACCUGCUCGACUGCAUUUUUAACGCUCUGUGAAUACAAUUUUCAGGUUCCACUCAAAGUGGUCGGUCCCUGUCCCUUCACAACUCCAGGUUGAGAGGGAAAGUUCAGUGAGAAGAAGACUGUAAAAUGGAGGAAUAACGUCUGCCUGCUCAACCUUCUUAAGUUUGAUUAAGUUAUAAAUUCUAAUGAUAGGUUUAGAAAUUACUGUGUAACUUAAGAGUCCUGUUGACCCAGCUCAGAGCUGGUAGUUAAGUUUCAAAAGUCACUGGUAGAAAAAUGAACCAUGGCUGGAUACAAACUAAAUUACUGGCACUGGACACUGUUGAUGAGCUCCACAACAAAGUAAUAAGAGCUGCAAUCCAUGGAAAUUUAAGCAAAAAUGUUGUACAUAUAAUGUAUAGUUUGUUAACUAGGGAGCACAAAGAUGCUCUCUCUACAUGCACUGCAGAGGUGAGAAUAGGCCCAAUGGGUGUUUUACAUACUGCUGCAACCACGGGUGUUGCUUUUAUUAUUGACUUUUUUUUUUUUUUAUGAAAAAAAAAACAUUUAAAACGAACAAACCAUUCUGUGGUCUUUUACUUGGAAUGAAAUUAUCGUGUCUUAAACUUUUAAAUGAAUGUUUGAAGUUUAACUUUGCAUUGUAUCAUCAGUGGGGCAUCUGUGUGUUGUCAGAUUAUUAAAAGGGUAUUUUGGUAUUUAUCAUAGUUGAGCCGUAAAUGGAAAACAGUUGCAUCAAAUAUGUUCUAAGGGGGAAAAUAACACCGUUUUAAUUGCAUGUAACAUCCGUGCGAUCGCAGCGAACAUGUGCCAAAGAGCUGUUUGUCAGCCACACGCACAGCAAUGCUCGACAUGCGCUUUUCCCCUUUGCACACAUUUGACACGAGUGUCACGUUGCUGCUCUUUUUUUAUGUAACUACCAACAAAGAGUUUACAGUGAGCUGACAUGGCCGUCGCUGGAGACUAUAAAUCCAAACUUUUCGUAUAUUUGGGUUUCAAUGAGCUAGAUCUAGCUUUGUGUAGCAUAUGCAACAUGUACAGUAACACAAUGCACCUCGGUAUGUUUUGUCAAAGAAAUGUUUAACAUGUUGCACAUGAUAACUUUUUCAGAUAUUGCAAUAUUUCUACAGGCAUUGAUUGGUCUGUUGGUCCUAAACAUAAAGGCUUGACUUAAUUUCAGAAACAGAGUAUCUAUAUCCACCGAAUGUUUGCACAGACUGAACAGAACAGCCUCACGUCUUAAGUGGGUGUGGAAUAUUCCUCCAAUGAUCAUUUUACAGUUAAAGUAGCUUUGUAAUCGGUACAGGCCUUCAUGUUGCUGGAAUCAUUUGAGACUUGCCUGUGUGUUUUUUUUUCUUUUUUUUUUGCAUAAUCCUCUCUGUUGUCGUCUGUUUUCUGUUUGACUUAUACAAAAUAAUUUUUCUGCAGCUUGGAAAGCCUUGAGACUUUCCCUACACUUGGUCUUCCUUAAUAGUCACUUAGAUAUGAUUUGCCAUUUUUGUGUUUACAUGUGUUCGAAAUUUGAGUGCUGGGAAGAAGAUUUUCUCUGAAACAAAAUGAUUUCCUUAUGAAGGGUUUUAAACAAUUCUGUUAUGGAAAAGGGAAACCGUCCCUUUAUUUUCACACCAGUGCUUUAGUUCUUAUUUCUGCUCAUUGGGUUUAUUAUACAGCUUCAUCUCACUUUUUUGUGCUUUGUUAUUCUGACAUAUUACAAUGUUUGGUGCACUCUAAAUUAUCCUUUCAUUUGCAGUUUUUUGUGGAUGGCAUAAAAAGUACCCUGGAAAAACCACGUAGCCCACAAAAGGUCUAAACUGUCAGCAAAAACAAAUCUCUACUAAAGAGAGGCGUUUCGAAUGUCAUACUUAUUCAUCACUUACAGUUUAGGAUGAAACAGUAUUUUUUUUUUUUUUCGUGGUGUGUCACUCACAAUAACCUGAUAACUUGCUGGAGUCAUGAGGUUUUUUCAGGACCUAAGGGAUUGGAGAUCCACUCUUGUUUUUUAUUUUGCACAUGUCGUCUGGCUGGUUCAGACGGCUAUCACCCAGAAGACCUCUUAUUUUAAUCUUUGAGAUGAUUUUAAUUAUUUAUAAUCCUAGGGAUGUCAGAUGUAAGUGGUUUCUGUUUUAUUUCUUCACAUGUGUACAUCAGAUAUGUAGGUUUUUAAUCACUGUUCAUCAGGAGGGAGUUAAAAGAGUUCUGUUGUUUUUACUCACUUUUUUAUUUUUAGUUCCUGAAGAUUAUUUAAAACUUGUUACUAAUGCAUUUUAAUUUACUUUAUCUUGUUGGUUUUCACCUGAACUUUAGAAAUGAGCGAAUGAAAUGAGUACUGUUCCACUUCUAUCAGCCUGAUGACUUUUUCAGAUUGUUUGAUGAUGACACUUACUUUGUUCUUACUGAUUGUAACAAAGGGGUGAUGUUUUUAUUUUGUUGUUAAAAAGCACCUCGUUCUUGUUAUGUCUCAUGUUAAAGCCAUUCAAACGA
This is a messenger RNA of Mugil cephalus (flathead mullet), 5418 nucleotides long. It is a transcript of the gene cnsta, whose product is annotated as consortin, connexin sorting protein a. Gene Ontology annotation, biological process: positive regulation of Golgi to plasma membrane protein transport. Gene Ontology annotation, molecular function: connexin binding. The record is from RefSeq and is a predicted model, not a curated record. Gene Ontology annotation, cellular component: plasma membrane; transport vesicle; trans-Golgi network. Lineage: Eukaryota; Metazoa; Chordata; Actinopteri; Mugiliformes; Mugilidae. The transcript is spliced from 13 exons. The coding region runs from base 316 to 2781 and encodes 821 amino acids.